Molecule: messenger RNA, 783 nt
Organism: Colletotrichum abscissum
Lineage: Eukaryota; Fungi; Ascomycota; Sordariomycetes; Glomerellales; Glomerellaceae
Exons: 1
Coding region: 1-783 (260 amino acids)
Source: RefSeq, a predicted model, not a curated record
AUGGGCGAAGCGUGGUGGAUUCCUACAAUCAUCGAUCCUGGAAGCGGGAGGCUCACGACCGCCUUAUUUGAGCUGUGCAAGCCCCACUGCAUUGUUGUCGACCGGCAAGGGUCAAGACUCUUCUCCGAGGCCGACCCGUACGGCGACGUGGGUCGUGCGCUCUAUCAUCGGUCUCGACACGAUGACACCACUGCCUGGCUGAUACUUGAUUGGAGCUACCGGAGUCGGUACACUCUAGGGUCGCUUGGCCCUAGGGUCGAGCCGGUUGACGCCCUAGCUCGUGGACACAUCUUCCGGGCAGACGACUUGGCCAGUCUCGCAGCUCAAAUCGGCGUCGAAGCCAACGGUCUGUUACGGACGGUUGAGACGUGGAACCAGGCGUGCAACGACGGAGUCGAUGGGCUAUUCGGCAAAGGCCGCAGCAAGAAACACCUCUUCGUUGGGGACAGAAACGCAAAGCGACCAAACAUGGGAAACCUUGAUGAACCCCCAUAUUAUGCCGUGAAGGUGACUCCGGGAGACGCGGGCACCAAAGGCGGCCUGCUGACGGACGGACAUGGGCGCGUGGUAGAUACACGUGGCAACGUCAUUGGCGGCCUAUACGCGGCCGGCAAUUCAUCGGCGUCGGUCAUGGGUGCUACGUCGCUGGGAGCCGGGGUCACUCUCGGCCCAGCUAUGACAUUGGCUCAUCUUGCGGUACUCCAUAUGUCCGACAGGCGGAAGGCUAGGGGCGAGCGAGGCUUUUCCUUACCCGGUCAGGAAGGUAGCGAUAAAGAUGCAUAG